Solanum pennellii is the source of this 426-nucleotide messenger RNA. RefSeq names its product auxin-responsive protein SAUR21-like. Gene Ontology annotation, biological process: response to auxin. The record is from RefSeq and is a predicted model, not a curated record. The coding region runs from base 1 to 426 and encodes 141 amino acids. Lineage: Eukaryota; Viridiplantae; Streptophyta; Magnoliopsida; Solanales; Solanaceae. The transcript is spliced from 4 exons.
AUGGCUAUGAUGUUCGAUGAAAUUAUUGAGAAGAGCAUUUCCUGUCAGGCUGCUCUGAAGCUAAAGAUGUGGAUAGAGGCCUUGCAGUUUCAUGGAUAUGUUAUUCGGAAAGUUCAUGACAUGAAACCUGAUUUUUCUGUUUACAAAUUGUUAUUAGAAAUGUAUGACAAGAUUAUGGCUAUUCUUGGAAUGAUCAAGAAGUCUUCCACAACUAAAGAUGUUCGCAAGGGUCACUUUGUUGUAUAUGUCGGGGAGACGCAAAAGAAGAGAUUUGUAGUCCCCAUAUCAUUCCUGAGUGAACCGUUAUUUCAACACUUGCUUAGUCAAGUUGAGGAAGAAUUUGGCUUCAACCAUCCAAUGGGUGGUGUGACUAUUCCCUGCAGUGAGGAUUUUUUCAUUGAUCUCACAUCACGCUUGAGGAAGUAA